CCCGGACUGGGGACGGAAGUUGCUGAAGUACCAUUAGUUUCAGUUUUGUUUCUCUCUCAGGCACCCAGCCGCAGCACCGUCCAGGCCUCGGGGGUCCCCCCACUCCCCAUCCUGGAGGCCAAGGUCAGCUCAGGCUUGGCUGGGCUUCCUGGUCUCAUUUCUCACGGCCCUAGGCACCAGGCGAGCAGGUGGUUCCUCUUGCGUAUCUCCGACUGCAUAGCUCAAAAGCAAGUGGCCACACGCCCUGGGAGACCAGAAGAAGAUUUCCUGGCCAUUCAGCAUGGUUUCCCAGGGAUCCUCACCCUCCCUCCUGGAAGCCCUGAGCAGCGAUUUCCUAGCCUGUAAAAUAUGCCUGGAGCAGCUUCGUGCCCCCAAGACGUUGCCCUGCCUGCACACUUACUGCCAGGACUGCCUGGCCCAGCUGGCCGAUGGCGGCCACCUGCGCUGCCCUGAGUGCCGGGAGACCGUGCCUGUGCCGCCUGCGGGUGUGGCCGCCUUCAAGACCAACUUCUUCGUCAACGGGCUCUUGGAUCUGGUGAGGGCCCGGGCUGGCGGAGACCUGCGCGCGGGGAAGCCUGCCUGUGCGCUGUGUCCCCUGAUGGGGGGGGCCGGCACCGGGGGGCCGGCCACGGCCCGGUGCUUGGACUGUGCGGACGACCUAUGCCAGGCGUGUGCCGACGGCCACCGUUGCACCCGGCAGACCCACACCCACCGGGUGGUGGACCUGGUGGGCUACAGGGCAGGCUGGUACGAUGAGGAGGCCCGGGAGCGCCAGGCGGCCCAGUGCCCCCAGCAUCCUGGGGAAGCCCUGCGCUUCCUGUGCCAGCCCUGCUCCCAGCUACUGUGCCGCGAGUGCCGCCUGGACCCCCACCUGGACCACCCCUGCCUACCCCUGGCCGAGGCCGUGCGCGCCCGGAGGCCCGGCCUGGAGGAGCUGCUGGCGGGUGUGGACAACAACCUGGCGGAGCUCGAGUCCGCCCGGAUGGUGGAAAAGGAAGCCUUGGCCCGGCUGCGGGAGCAGGCGGCUAGGGUGGGGACCCAGGUGGAGGAGGUGGCCGAGGGGGUGCUCCGGGCCCUCCUGGCCCAGAAGCAAGAGGUGCUGGGGCAGCUACGGGCCCACGUGGAGGCUGCGGAGGAGGCCGCUCGGGAGAGACUGGGGGAGCUGGAGGGCCGGGAGCAGGUGGCCAGGGCGGCGGCCGCCUUCGCCAGACGGGUGCUCAGCCUGGGCCGCGAGGCUGAGAUCCUCUCGCUGGAAGGGGCGAUUGCCCAGAGGCUCCGGCAGCUGCAGGGCUGCCCCUGGAUGCCUGGGCCGGCCCCCUGCCUGCUGCCCCGGCUGGAGCUCCAUCCUGGGCUCCUGGACAAGAACUGCCACCUGCUACGGCUCUGCUUUGAGGAGCAGCAGCCCCAGAAAGACAGUGGGAAAGACGAAGCUGGAGGCCAGGGAGGGGAUGAAGCUCAGAGCCAGAGAGAGGGGGGAGCCAAGUCGGAAAGACAAGGUGGAAUCCAGCCCCAGAGCAGGGAUGGCGCUUACACCCCAAAGGAGAACAGAGCCCAGACACCCCAGGAAGAGGGAGCCCAGACCCCGAAGGAGGAGAGAGCCAAGACGCCCCAGGAAGAUGGAGCCCAGACCCCAAAAGAGGGCAGAGCCCAGACACCCCUAGAAGACGAAGGAGCCCAGACCCCAAGGGGCAGCAGAUCCAACAAGAAGAGGAAGUUCAAAGGCAGGCUCAAGUCCAUUUCCCGGGAGCCCAGCCCAGCACCUGGGCUAAACCUGGAGGGCUCCGGCCUCCUCCCCAGGCCCAUUUUUUCCUGCAGCUUCCCCACGCGCAUGCCUGGAGACAAGCGGUCUCCUCGGAUCACAGGGCUCUGUCCCUUUGGCCCCCGGGAGAUCCUGGUGGCCGAUGAGCAGAACAGGGCACUGAAGCGCUUCUCCCUCAGUGGUGACUACAGGGGCGCGGUGCCCGUCCCUGAGGGCUGCUCCCCGUGCAGCGUGGCCGCCCUGCAGGGGGCAGUGGCCUUCUCGGCCGGCGCGCGGCUCUACCUCAUCAGCCCCGAUGGCGAGGUGCAGUGGCGGCGGGCCCUGAGCCUCUCCCAGGCCAGCCACGCCGUGGCCGCAAUGCCGAGCGGGGACCGGGUGGCCGUCAGCGUGUCGGGCCACGUCGAGGUGUACAACAUGGAAGGCAGCCUGGCCACCCGGUUUAUCCCGGGGGGCAAGGCCAACAGGGGCCUGCGGGCUCUGGUGUUCCUGACCACCAGCCCCCAGGGCAAUUUUGUGGGGUCCGACUGGCAGCAGAACAGCGUGGUGGUCUGUGACGGGCUGGGUCAGGUGAUCGGGGAGUACCGGGGGCCGGGCCUGCACGGCUGCCAGCCAGGGUCUGUGUCCGUGGAUAAGAAGGGCUACAUCUUUCUGACCCUUCGCGAGGUCAACAAAGUGGUGAUCCUGGAUCCGAAGGGGUCACUGCUCGGUGACUUCCUGACGGCCUAUCACGGCCUGGAAAAGCCCAGGGUGACCACCAUGGUGGAUGGCAGGCACCUGGUUGUGUCCCUCAGUAAUGGGACCAUCCACGUCUUUCGGGUCCGCCCUCCUGAUAGUUAAAGGGCUAGGACUGGGGAGGGACUGGGGUGGGGGAGGGGUGGGGGGAGGACUG
Molecule: messenger RNA, 2648 nt
Organism: Lontra canadensis (Northern American river otter)
Lineage: Eukaryota; Metazoa; Chordata; Mammalia; Carnivora; Mustelidae
Gene: TRIM56
Product: tripartite motif containing 56
Exons: 3
Coding region: 281-2596 (771 amino acids)
Biological process (GO): innate immune response; positive regulation of DNA-templated transcription
Cellular component (GO): nucleoplasm; chromatin
Molecular function (GO): ubiquitin-protein transferase activity; zinc ion binding
Source: RefSeq, a predicted model, not a curated record